This is a messenger RNA of Pipistrellus kuhlii (Kuhl's pipistrelle), 898 nucleotides long. Its product is annotated as protein S100-A9. Gene Ontology annotation, biological process: peptidyl-cysteine S-nitrosylation; chronic inflammatory response; antimicrobial humoral immune response mediated by antimicrobial peptide. The record is from RefSeq and is a predicted model, not a curated record. The transcript is spliced from 3 exons. Lineage: Eukaryota; Metazoa; Chordata; Mammalia; Chiroptera; Vespertilionidae. Bases 1 to 783 code for a protein of 260 amino acids. Gene Ontology annotation, cellular component: extracellular exosome; nucleus; cytoplasm. Gene Ontology annotation, molecular function: calcium ion binding.
AUGUUCAACCUAUCUUUGUACCCCUAUCAGGACAUCACGGGGGAAGAGCACCUGGGCUUCCUUCCCAUUCUGUUGGAGCCUCCUGCUCUCAAAUGCCCUGCUUUUUUACAUUCUCCAGGUAUUUUUUACAUUUUCCAGAUAGUUUUACAAAGGUAUUUCUCCCAUGUCUGGGUCAGGGUCCUUUCCCACUUCAAUGCCUCCUUCUUUUCCUUCUGUGUCUCCUCUCCUUCCUCUCCCCCCCCCCCUCCCAUUUCUGCAAGCAGCCAGCAGGAGGUAUCUAGGAAGCCUUUCUCUUCUAAGCACACCCGACCCCUUGCUUCUCCUCAGCUCCGAGGACAGGAAGACGAGGACAAAAUGUCUCUGCUGGAAUGCAGCGUGAACACCAUCAUCGACAUCUUCCACCAGUACUCGGUUCGCCUGGGCCACCCGGACCGCCUGAACCAGAGAGAGUUCAGCCAGCUGGUGAAGAAGGAGCUGCCUAACUUCCUCAAGAAGGAGAAGAAGAACGAAAACCUCAUCAAGGACAUCUUGGAGGACCUGGACACAAACGGAGACAAGGACCUGAGCUUCGAGGAGUUCAUCACCCUGGUGGGCACGCUGACAGAGGCCUCCCACGAGGAGAUGCACAAGAACACCCCCAAAGGGCACGGCCACACCCACGGGCCAGGCUUCGGGGAGUCUGGCCGCAACCCCUGCAAAACCCAGGGUGGCAACCAGAGUGGCGGCGGCAGCCACGGCCACGGCCACGGCCACAGCCACGGUGGCCACGGCCACAGCCACUAACCUGGAGGCAGGCCACCCUGUCCCUCCCUCCCAACCAGGGCCCCAGGCAGUGUGCGCACAGCUGAGGCGGGGCCUGAGCUGCAAGGCUGGGGGUUAAGAUGAAUAAAGAGUUCCU